AUGAGGUUUCUCAUCAUACUUGCCGGCCUCGCAGCUUCUGCAGUUGCCGUCCCGCACGACGACCACAAUUCCACCGAGGUGGUGGUGAUUCCGACUUCCACCCACUCCCACGACCACGGUGCAUCCGUGCCUCCUAGCAGCUCUCCAACCAGCCCAGCAACCUCCGCCCCCACCGGCUGCUGCCUCCUACACACCGACGCCGACUUCCCCACACCCGCCGAAUGGGCCUCGGCCCUCCCCGGCGUGCAGCCACCGACUCCCUUCGGCACCCACGCGCGGCCAGACUACGUUCUGCGGGCCACGUGCGUCGCGCAGGUGCAGUCCGCGGUACGUUUCGCCGCCGCGCGGAACAUCCGGCUAUCGGUACUCAACAGCGGACACGACUUCCUGGGCCGCAAUGAUGCGCCGUCUGGAUUGAGUCUGGAUAUUUCAAAGCUCGGGGGUGUUCGUGUUGCGACGGUGUAUACUGCUACGAGGGAGGGCGCGGUCGUUACAUUUGGUGCUGGAUUGUCUACGCAGCAGAUCAAUGAUGCGGUGGAUAGGAGCGGGCUGACGACGGUUGGCGCUGCACAUGGAAGCGUUAAAACCGCAGGCGGCUGGGGACAAGCCGGCGGCCACGGUCCACUGUCCAGCAAGUACGGCCUAGGCGUCGACCAAGUGCUGGAAUACAAAGUAGUCAUUGCCAACGGCUCGCUGCUGACUGCCAACUCCCUAUCCGAACCGGACCUGUUCUGGGCGCUGCGCGGGGGCGGCGGCGGAACAUUCGGCGUCGUCGUCGAGGCGACUAUCAAAGCAUACCCCACACCGAGGAUGACAGUCACGAAUUGGUGGAUCAAUGCCACCUCUUCCAGCACCACCACCAAUUCCACCACCAAUUCUACCAGCGAAUACUGGGAUGCUGUGGCGUACCUGCACUCGCAGUUUCCGGCGUUGAACAAGCGGGGCGUCCAGGGGUAUUUCUAUAUAUAUCCUGCGGCGGUGCAGGGGGUUUUCAUGACCGCCGGCUCGGACGCGGGGAUCUCGGCGGCGAAGGAGCGCUGGGAGCCGGUGCUGAAGCGGAUGGGGCGCUUCCCGGGCAUGAAGCCGGCGACGGCGAAGUACUACGACUACGCUAGCUACAAGGCCCGGCUUCUCUCCGCGGCUCACCUGCGGAGCCCACGCCUCGCCUCAGCGCUCGCGGCCGCCUACCCGCGCGCGCACGAGGGCCUCCUGCGCGGGCACCUCGUCGGCGGCGGCGCGGUGCUGUCCUCGGGCGAAAACACCUCCGUCCUCCCCGCCUGGCGGAGCGCCUACGUGCACCUCGUCGGCACUGGCGUCGGCCGCUUCAACGUGUCCAGCCUGCGCACGCUUGCGCCCGACUCCGGCGCAUACGUCAACGAGGCUAGCGCGCUGAAUCCGCACUGGAAGGGCGACUUCUGGGGAGGGAAUUAUAAGCGCCUCGCGGAGAUCAAGACUACCUACGAUCCGGAGGGCGUGUUCUGGAUUACCCCGGGGAUCGGUGCUGAUCGCUAUGAGGUCAGGGAUGGCAGGCUGUGCAGGAGCAAGGAGGUGCGGGAUACAGAGAUCGCGCCUACAAGCGAUAAUGUGAAUAUAGGCGUUAGACAUAAGGAGGGCUACGAUACUCUCUCGGCCUUCCCGGGGGCGAUGGAGCCGGAUCUCGACCAGGGGACUUGCAGGGCCGCCGCCGAGGGACAUGCGCGCAGAUGA
Messenger RNA from Tricharina praecox, 1707 nucleotides. RefSeq lists its product as uncharacterized. The record is from RefSeq and is a predicted model, not a curated record. Bases 1 to 1707 code for a protein of 568 amino acids. The transcript is spliced from 4 exons. Lineage: Eukaryota; Fungi; Ascomycota; Pezizomycetes; Pezizales; Pyronemataceae. Gene Ontology annotation, molecular function: oxidoreductase activity; FAD binding.